Molecule: messenger RNA, 732 nt
Organism: Arachis duranensis
Lineage: Eukaryota; Viridiplantae; Streptophyta; Magnoliopsida; Fabales; Fabaceae
Exons: 6
Coding region: 469-732 (87 amino acids)
Source: RefSeq, a predicted model, not a curated record
UAAGAGAAACUAAUAUACUGAAAUGUCAAAUGUUGAUAAUGAAAUUUAAUUUUGAUGAUGAUGUUGAAAUUUAGUAGUCCUAUAUAUAUUUUUCAGCUUUUGAUUUUUGUAAUUUGCAAUGCAGGGGACCAUGUGGUUCUGAUUUGAUGUAAAUGUGAGUCUAUGUUUUUGUUCUUUUAGUUCCAUUUUUCUUGAAGGUGAGGAUAUAAAUAUGAGCAUUUCACAUGCUGCUGAUUCUAUUGGUUUGAAAGAGAUACCAAGAUAUGAAGUUAAAAUUAUUGAGGAGGAUGACUGGAUGAAAGGAGCUCAGAACAUAUGUCAGAUAUGAAUUUGAAUGUCUUCCUGGCUACAUGAAGGGUCUAGCGACAUGGGAGCGGUUAAGAGCAAUAUAUGAACUCAGGUGGGAGAUAGAGCCUCUGGAUUUGUCUUUCGUAUCUGGGAUUUUUUCAUUUAGCAGACUCUGAUCUUAUGGCACUUGACAGGUUAAAUUCUCCAACCACAUUUGAAAUGCCACUGGAGGUUUUGGGCCAUGAAUUGCAGUUUACUCAGGAUCCCAAUUCAAAGCACUUAGGAACAAAAGUGUGGGAUUCAUCACUUGUUUUUGCCAAAUUUCUUGAACGGAAUUGCAGAAAGGGAAGGUUUUCUCCAGCUAAACUUAAAGGAAAACGUGUAAUUGAACUUGGAGCUGGCUAUGGUGUUUCUGGUUUUGGUAAUGUUACAAAUGAUUUUUAA